AGUCAAACAAACGAAAGGACAUUUUUUUGCAAAUUUCAAUAAAGUGUAAUUUUUUGAAAGGCAAAACCAAAAUUUAUUCGUAAAUUGUUUCAAAAAGUUAUUAAAUCUUUCAAUUCUAUACUGGAUACUAAAUAUUAUAAAAUCAGUGCAUUGUCACCAUAUACGGAUAUGAAAGCUAGCAACUCGAAUAGCAGCAGCUCAGGCUGUUCGGCUGCCUCUUCUACAACAGACAUUAAAAAAUGUCGUACAGACAUUAGAUUGUCCGGCAAUCGGUCGCGUUCAUUUUUACAUUGCCUAAGCAAGCAUUUGGGCCGCCAUUUUUUGCAUCAUACAUCUCAUCAUCAUCAUCACCAUACAAUGCAUCACAAUGGCCAAACUAUUGUGUACAAUAGCCAAGAGGAUUUAAGAAGUUCCUCGACAGAUUCGUUUUCUCUCAGCUAUGAGCGCAAUUCGCAUUUGGAUUGCGUAGCUCAUCUAAAUGGCGGUAUCGGCAGUGAAGGCGGCGGUGGAAGCAAUUUAGACUUAAGCAGUGCGGAAAGGACUUCUAGAAUAUCCUCGGGCUCGGCAUGUUCGCGUUUUUCACCUGAAACUGACGAUUUAGAUAAUUCAACAAGUUAUCGAUAUAGUCAACGACACAUUUAUUUAGAUACCAGUUUGUAUCGUCACGCGAGCACAUUUAAUUGUCAAAAUGCGGAAGACGACCUCAGUGAAGCAGAUAGCGGUAAUUCUAGUAGCGAUGAAAACGACGACGAGGCACAAAAUAAUAAAAUUAAAGUUAAUCAAAAGGAGUCACCAACAAUUAGCGUCUCACCUUGCUGCCCAUUAACUAACAGCAGUGCAAAAGGUUUGCAUUUAAGUCGCAUAUCGAUAACUUCGUCGGUGCGUAGCAUGUUUCAGCAUAUCACCUCGGCAUCGGCGGCAGCUUCGUCGCGCAGUCUUUCCUGCAGCAGUACACCGCUGAAGCGCGUAUGGGAAUCUAAAUGCAAAAAAACUAAUUCAGCUUCCAGCAAUAGCAGUAAUAGUAACAAAAAGUCCUCUACCUCCAUAAAGGUGAACAGUAACAGUAACAGUAAUGGUAACGGUAACAGUAACAGUAACAGUAACAGUAACAGUAACAGUAACAGUAAUAGUAACAGUAACAAUAACAGUAAUAACAAAAAACCUGAAAAAAAACAACAAAGCAUCUUACGACCACCAAUCAGUUAUGUAUAUAUGAAAGGUAUGUCUGGUCUAUAUUCUCGGGUACCUCGAUACACGGUAUGUUGUCCCUAUGGAACCCAGCAAUGGGCCUAAAAUAUCUAGGCUAUCUACGUACCUACCUAUCUAUCUAUAUAGAUAAUACCUAAAAAUUCCAAUCCUUAAGACUUAAUAUUAAAAUAAUUAUUAUUAUAAGAAAAAAAUUGCGAAUUGCGCGAGAGAGAAAAGAAAAAUGAAAAAUGAAAAUAGAAAAACCAAUAAGUCCAAGGACAUUGCCUAAUUAUGAUUACAAAAAAUAAGGCAGAGAUUUAUAAAUGAAAUUUAAAAAAAUUUGCAUUUUUU
Molecule: messenger RNA, 1539 nt
Organism: Glossina fuscipes
Lineage: Eukaryota; Metazoa; Arthropoda; Insecta; Diptera; Glossinidae
Product: probable serine/threonine-protein kinase DDB_G0278509
Exons: 1
Coding region: 169-1293 (374 amino acids)
Source: RefSeq, a predicted model, not a curated record